This is a messenger RNA of Pelobates fuscus (common spadefoot toad), 7100 nucleotides long. RefSeq names its product Gse1 coiled-coil protein (gene GSE1). NCBI's taxonomy places the organism in Eukaryota, Metazoa, Chordata, Amphibia, Anura, Pelobatidae. The coding region runs from base 150 to 5843 and encodes 1897 amino acids. The record is from RefSeq and is a predicted model, not a curated record. The transcript is spliced from 18 exons.
UCCGUAGUGGACUCACAUCUCCGGGACCCCCGAGUUUGAGGAGCCCACAGGGGGGGCGGCUCCGCACCGGAUAUCCCUGACUGUGAGCGUGGCCCCUGGGAGCCCUGAGCGUGGCCCCUGGGAGCCCCAGCCGGCCAGCCCGGGUUGGUAUGAGCGAUCCCGCCCCGAGGUCCCGCAAGCAGCGGCUGAUGGCAGCCCUGGGGGGGGACGAGGAGCCGGAGGAUGCUGUGGCCCCCGGGGGCCCCUGUGUGUUCUGCUUUAUCUGUGGGGGCGCGGUGCCCCGGGGUCGGGAGCUCAGGUUACCCGUGCGGGGCCCGGCCCGGGGGGGGCCCUUCUACCCGUUCCUCCAGCAGCAGGAGCCGGCACCGGGGGCCGAGCCGGUGAGCCCGGGUGGCUGUGCCCGGGUGUGCGCCGUGUGCCAGCGGUUCCUGGCCGCCCAGUGGGACUCGUUCGAGCGCACCCGGACCCCCUUGGACAAGCGCAUGUACUGGCUGAAGAGGCCCUACCACGGCCCCCGGGCGGCCCCCCGGGACUGGAACCCCAACUCCCCGGACUCUGAGCUCUCAGACCUGUCUGACAACGCGCUGAGCGAGGCCGAGGACAGCCCAGAGAGGGGGGGCAGGGGGCCCUGGGCAGCUUCCCCGGGUACCCCCAGGACCAGCCUGGCCCCAGCACAGUGUACCACCCCCCCAGACCGAGCCCGGCACCCAGGAGACCACCACAGGGGAGAGGGGGACCCCAAUACUGAGAGACACCCUGAGAGGGGGCCACACAUAGGGGUCUGUUAUAUCUGCGGGGGGGGCGGCCCUGGACAACUCAUACACGUGCAGAAACAGGAGCACACCCCCCAAACCCCCUUCUUCCCUUUCCUGUGGCUGCACACCCCACCGCCCGGUGCCCACCCAAUCACUCCAGGGGGCAGUGCCAGGGCCUGUACCAGCUGCUUCUCAUCCCUCAUGGAGCAAUGGCAGAGCUUCGACCUGGCCAAUGUACCUGUCCUGCAACGCCUCUACAUGGUGCCCCUCCAUGCCACCCAGGAAAAGGGGACAGGUCAGCACUCUGGGGACCCCCACCCUAAAGGACCAGGGGUCUGCUACCUUUGUGGGGAGACCUACCCCCACCAAUUCAGGAUGGUGCUCACCAAGGUCCACAAUGGCAAUGCCAAAACCAUCAUGCACUUUCCCUUCAUCAGCCAACUGCCCUGCCCACCCAACUGCCCAGGUGUGACCCAGCAAGGGGAAGUGCAAAGUUGUAGGAAGUGCUACGGGGUCUUGGAGGACAUCUGGGCCAUUUACAGGGCCUCCCAUCAUGAGGAUCUCAUCAACUCUGUGCAAAGUUUCUUGGCCAGGUAUCACCAGGUGUUUGGGUCAGGGGAACCAAAUUCAUCUUCUGGAGGAUGUACCAGCAGGAAGGCUGGAGCCACCACUGGCCAACCUUUUAUAACCUCUAUCUGCUAUGUCUGUGGAGCAGAGCUAGGUUCGGGAUCUGAGUACCAGGUCAGCAUCAACCCACCUAGUAGGUAUGGAGACAAGGAGCCUUUCUUUCCAUUUCUGACCAUUUACCCACCUGCCCCAAGAGCCAGGCCGGCUGACUCCACCGGUAUGGUGUCCACCUGCAGCCUCUGUUACCAUGACCUCCUUGGGCAGUGGUUUCAACAGGAGAUGAGGAGCCAGCACCCCACCAACCCAUGGUCAAGACAGUACCAAGUGGAGACCUUUGUAUGCUUCUUCUGUAGAUCAGAGAAGAGGAGGAUGCUGGGAUUAAAGGCUGUCAAGGUGGCCAGGUUACCUAUUUUCUUACUGGCUCCAAGAGUAGCCAACAGUUUGUUUGUGGAUGAUGGCAAACAGCUUCUUGUAGGAACUUGUAGCGAAUGUAGACAUCUGACCAUGUUGGGUAUUGAUACAGCACACAGUGAGUCUUCAAUGUCCUCCUCACCUGCAGUCAGCCAAAAGGCCAGUCCAUCUUCCCGUGAUGGUGGCGCUCUGAACUGCACAGCAGGCCCAACCACCAGCGCCCCUCAAUCGGCAGAACUCGAGCAAAGCCUCAAGCCAAACAAGGAGCGCCCACGUGUUAGUGAUCAGGAGAACAGCUCGGACGUGGAAAGUGCAGGAACUGCAAAUUACCUGUGCUCCCGUGAGGAUACCAAGGACCAAAGAGAGGCCUAUCUUAAGCAAGGCAUGAACCAUGAGCCAAAGUCACCUUCCAUAGGAAUGCUUUCUACAGCCACGCGGACCACGGCCACUGUCAGCCCCCUCACUCCCUCCCCUCUCAAUGGCUCCCUGGUACCCAAUGGCAGUCCAGCGGCCAGCAGCGCGCUAUCAGUCCAGUCCGCACCCUCCUCCAGCUUUGCUGCUGCGCUGCGUAAACUUGCAAAACAGGCAGAGGAACCAAGAGGGUCUUCAAUAAGCAGUGAGUCUUCUCCAGUCUCCUCACCGGCUACAAACCACAGUUCUCCAGCCAGCACGCCCAAGCGAGGACCCAUGGGACCAAUUCUUGUGCCCCCAGCUGGCCACAGUGUGCCGAACACCCCACCCGUGGUAACGAUUGCACCAACAAAAACCGUUAACGGAGUAUGGAGGAGUGAAGCCCGGCAGCCAGACACUUCCUCUCGAACCAGUAGCAUCAGCAGAGAGCGACUCAUCGCUGAAUCACAGCUACCCUCUGAAAAGACUAGCACGCCUUCUGUGCCUUCACAUCUGCUGGGGAACGCCUACGCCUUUGCUAUCCCGCCAAGUUCUGUUGUCCAAGACGCACGUUAUCAGCCCUUAAAUUUGCAGAGACCAGUGCACCACGUGGUUCCUCCAAGCACAAUGACAGAAGAGUACUUGCGCAGUUUUCGUCCAUAUCACACCGCUGAAGAUCUCCGUAUGUCCUCGCUGCCCCACCUUGGCCUGGAUCCUGCAGCUGCAGCAGCUUAUUAUCACCCUAGUUACCUUGCUCACCACCCCUUCCCACACCCAGCCUUCAGGAUGGAAGAUUCCUACUGUUUGUCUGCACUGAGGUCCCCAUUCUAUCCCAUCCACAGCCCAGGAUCGCUUCCUCCAUUGCAUCCAUCCGCUAUGCAUCUGCACCUGUCUGGAGUUCGUUAUCCUACAGAACUCACACAUUCCUCACUGUCUGCACUGCAAUCUGAACGGAUCACAGCAGAGAGACUUCAAAUGGAUGAAGAGCUGCGUCAACGAGAAAGAGAAAGAGAGAGAGAACGCGAGCGUGAGAAAGAGAGAGAAGCAGACCGGGAACGAGAGAAGGAAAGGGAGCGAGAAAGAGAAAAAGAGAGAGAGAAAAAAGAAAUGGAGCGGGAGAAAGAAAGAGAGCGGGAGCUGGAAAGACAGAGAGAGAGGGCCAGAGAGAAAGAGGCCAGCCUCCUCAAAUCAAUGGAGAGUCAAUAUCUGUCUGAACCAGAGCCUCCACUAAACAGAAGUCACCAGGAUGAUCGAGGCAAAGUAAUAGAACAGCCUCCUCCAAACAGACCAGAGAAGCUGAAGGAACCCUCCAUUCAGACUCCUAAGCCAGUUCAGCACUCUAUGCAUCAGACUACAACUACCCACCAUUCUGUGCCCAGCCUCAUUUCUAGUCACGCAUCUUUCGCUGGGCCCAACAGUGCUGCCUCUCUCCUUGCACAGAGAACACAGGAGGAGGAGAAAUGGUUAGCAAGGCAGCGUCGCCUUCGGCAAGAGAAGGAAGACAGGCAGUAUCAAGUAUCAGAAUUCCGGCAGCAGGUACUGGAACAACAGCUGGAUAUUGGGGGACGGCCUUGUAAUCCACCAGAGCCAGAUCCUAGGCCAGAGAACCUCAGGAUCAUACCAAGCCGUAGUGAAACCAGCAUCCGAGAGCAUUUUGGGGGACCACCUCCUCUCAUUUCGCCGAAGCCCCCACAGCCUGCACACUCUACUCAAACAUCUCUCUGGAACCCAGUGACUCUCAUGGAGAGCUCUUCAGAGCUACGUCGAACCCAGGAACCAACUUCUGUGCAUAACCACAACACACCUAUUUAUGAUCAAAGCAGGCAGGCUGUGGCACCAGUAAAAAUUGAACGUUCAUACUGCUUUGAGAAACAGCCCCAGGAGGAGGAGGAAGCGGCGGCAGCAGCAUCCAGGAGACGGGAGCUGCUGGAGAAAUAUCAGCCCCUGAGGGAGUCCACUACCUUAGAACAUGCUGGAUACUCUCACGCGCCAUUCCUGGCUGAGCUAGAGAAGUCCACACAGAGCUUUCUAAAUCAGCAAAGGAACUCCCUGCAGCAGGCUGGACAGACUGUAGAUGUUAGCCUGCUCCACCACAAACCUAUCACAGCACACCGUCAGCCUCCAUCAAGACCUCGGGACUCUAUGAUAAUUUAUGAUGAAUUCUUAAAACAGCACCGUAUGCUUGUUAGCAAGUUGGAUUUAGAGGAACGAAGGCGGAGGGAAGCAAGAGAAAAAGGCUAUUUUUAUGACCUUGAUGAUUCCUACGAUGAAAGCGAUGAGGAGGAGGUGAGGGCUCAUCUCCGGCGAGUAGCAGAACAGCCUCCUCUUAAACUGGACACGUGUUCAGAGAAAAUGGAAUUUCUUCAUAUCUUUGGCCUCACAACUCAGCAAGAGAAGGAGCGACUCCUUCAGCAGAAGAGGAGAAAGAGAAGGCGGAUGCUAAGGGAAAGGAGCCAGUCUCCCCCCACUAUCCAGAACAAGCGGCAGACUCCAUCCCCACAUUCUCCUCUGUCUACACGGUUCAGCCCAGAUGAACUAAAUAAUAGCCCUAGCUUGGAGGAAAAGAAGAAGUUUUUAACGUUCUUCGACCUUGCACAUGUUAGUCCUGAGCGAAGGCGAGAUAAGGAAAAGUUGGUGGAGAUGCUGGAAGCAAUUAAACAGAAGAAUGCUGUGCCAGAAACUGUAAAGAAUCCCCUUGUUGCUCCAUGUCGAAUUACGCCUCCACUUCCCCCAGUUGCUGCGUCGGAAAUCCCUGUGGUAUCGCAACCAUCUACAGAGUGUGAUACACCAGCCUCUCUCCCCUCCACUUCAUGCACUGUUCCUGAACCAUUAAAGCCACCAGAGCUACCUAAACCUAUGGACAUCACAAGGGUUCCCACUCUUCCGGUACCAACCUCAUCUGCAAAUCCACCAGCCCUGGAGAAACAAAGACCAAGUGAAGCUCCUCCUGCUAAAAAGAGUGUAAGCAUUCUGAACUAUGUGCGCGGGCAGCCCCCCAAAGAGAGCACUUUGCAACAGCCCCAAAGUGUGAAUGGAAGGAGCAAAUCGUGGGAGCCUUUCAUAGCGGAGGAGUUUGCUCAUCAGUUCCAUGAAUCAGUGUUGCAAUCCACACAGAAGGCUCUGCAGAAGCACAAAGGAGUUUCAGCAUUGCACUGUGCUGAGCAGAACCACAAACCAGAUGCCUCUGUUCACUAUAACAUUCCCGAGCUGCAGCACUCCAACCGGCUGCCCGGCCCACAACAGAAUGGGCAGCAGGGUGCUGAGCUGGCAGGAGUAGGGCGUGCCCCUCGGCAACAAGACACCUCGUCUGAAGAAGAAACAUCGGAUGAGGAGGAUGAAGAAGACAAAACAGACGAGCAGCCAAGGCCCAAAUGGCAGGGAAUAGAAGCCAUCUUUGAAGCUUACCAAGAACACAUAGAAGAACAAAACCUAGAGCGUCAGGUUCUGGAGUCGCAGUGUAAGAGGUUAGAGGCUCAGCACUAUAACCUGGGACUGACAGCGGAGCAGCUGUCCCACCGCAUGGCGGAAUUGAUGAGCCAGAAACAGAAGAUAGCAUCUGAGAGGGAGAGACUACAAGCUGAACUUGAACACUUUAGGAAGUGCCUUGUCUUGCCCACCACAUCAUGGUCACGGGCAUACUACAAAGGCCACCCCAGGUGACAUCCCUCCUGCACUAAGCUUGAACGUACAAACAUAGAAAGAUUCUCUAUUUUAUUACCUUAAUAUUUAAUAUUUUUCACUGGGAAGAUUGGAGAGCGAGAAAAAAAAGAAAAAAAAUCACCAACCAUUUUUUUUCUGUUACUUCCUGCACCACCCUGGGAAAUAUAAAAAUUUUAAAAAAAAGACAAAAAAAAUAAAUUAAAAAAAAUUAUAUAAAUAUAUAUAUAAUGAAUGUGCCAUGCAUGACUUGGAAUUAUGGGAGUUUGGCAAAGAGAAACAGACCUCGUUUUGAAAGACAAAGCUGUGGGCAUUUUCGUCACAACAACUUUAUUUUACUGUUGGCACCUGCUUACUGCAACCCAUUUCUAGGAUUUACAAUUGACAGAGACUAUUGGCUGCAUCUGACACUACAAGCAACCUCGCACACAUUCUGCUCACUCCGGACUGUUGUGGGCGCUCCCCUUUUGUCGUCCUCGAGUUCCAUUGUUCUGCAUCCUCAAGCUGCCAUGGGGUGGUCUGGUUGACCUUUAGACUACCCAAAAAAAAAUCUCCUUAUUACUUCCCAAAUCUGGACUUUGUUGUAUGUUUGUCUUUUAAUCAAACGUAAAAUGUUGAAGUUAAGGCAUUAUCCUCAUAAAAGGAAAAAAAAAAAAAAAAAAAACUCGAUUUGUCCUUGCAAUGCUUUGCAGUUUGCCAUCCAAUGCACUUAAAACACGGAUGUCUGCUGGGUUGAAGAUUCCUUUUUAAAAUUUGCAGAGGUUCUAACACUGCCAAGAGCUACACCCCUCCCUCAUACAUGCAAAAGGAAGGGUUGAUAGGAAGACAAAGUAAUGACCAGGUGCUUUGGGCCUCAUAUUGUACAUAUUAAAAUAAGAUUUGUUUUUUUUUUUUGUUUUUUUUUGGUAUGUUUUUCUUACAUUAAUUAUUGUUAUAAAGGACAAAUCCUGCCAUUUUAAUGCUUCUGCUUUUUUUUAUUAUUAUUUUUCAGGCAGAGGGGAAAUUAAAACUACACAUACCGUUUCAAACAGUUGCUACUUAGUGUUUGUAUUCUGCUGCUGGUCAGGAAUUUAUCCUAUCAACAUUUUUCUUUGUUUUGGAGAUAAUUAAAAGUUUAAAAGAAAAUGAAAAGUAGAUUUUAUUUUUAUUUUCAGUGUAUAUUGUGUCAUUUAAAGGAAUUCUUGUCCUCUGGUCCACCUCAGCAUGUAAGGUGUUAAACAAAAAACCUAUAGUCACCUAAUUCCAGCGCUAAUGUUCCUC